AUGAGUAAAAGUAACAGACCCCAUGUGUGUACAGUGCGUUGUUACUUCAUGUUGUUUUGUGUUGCGUUUGCAAGUGACAGAAGGUGUCCGCACUGCGAGGAACCACUCGCUCCGUACCAGUUCAAAUGCUCCAAGUGCAAUAAGUUCGCCGGCAUUGCGGCUGCGGCGGCCAAGCCGUCCCUCAUCAGGGAGGCCAUCAGGAAGCAGUCGCUCGAAGACUCCAAGUCCACUCCCUACAACAACAGCAUCAGCAGUAGCAACCACAAUUCCCAAGUUGCGGCUCCAGUGUCGAGUCAUUACAAGGCCCUGCAGGCAGUAGACAAGGAAGCGUUGACUGGGAACGCCGAGGCUUUCGACUGUCCUGUUUGCUUUGUCAAGGUCGAAGCCCAGUCUGGCGUUGUGCUCAAGGAGUGUCUCCACUCGUUUUGCAAAGAUUGCUUGAUUGGGGUUGUGGAGCAUGCGGAGGACCCGGCUGUCAAGUGCCCGUUCAGAGACAAUAUCUACGCUUGUGAUGCCAAGUUGCAGGACCGAGAGAUUAGAGCACUCGUUCCUGCUGGCGUGUACUCGAGACUCCAGAGACGGUCCAUGAAUGCCGUCGAAGGCCGGCUCAACAGCUUCCACUGCAAAACCAAGGACUGUCCGGGGUGGGCCGAGUGCGACGACAACGUGAACCAAUUCCGGUGUCCCGUUUGCAACAAGGUCAACUGUCUGACUUGUCAGGCCAUCCAUGAGACGGUGUCGUGCAAGGCGUACCAGGACGACGUUGCCAGUCGAGCGGAGCUGCUGGACGAGGAUGCCAAGAAGACGCGGCAGUUCCUGCAGGACAUGCUGGCGGAUGACAAUGCCAUGGAGUGUCCCGGCUGCCACGUGGUCAUCCUGCGCAAGUGGGGCUGCGACUGGCUGCGCUGCUCCUUGUGCAAGACGGAGAUUUGUUGGGUGACCCGAGGCCCACGUUGGGGCCCAAAGGGCAAGGGAGACACGAGUGGAGGCUGCAAGUGCAGGAUCAACGGAGUGCCGUGUCAUCCCUCGUGUCGCUAUUGUCAUUGAAGACGGCGAUAUCGAGCGGGCUCUCCCGUUUCUUCAGCAUAUCCAUUUUUGUGCCUUGAUAUGUGUGUGUGUUCUCUGUGUAUUGUACAAUUGCUUGAUUGGCAAUAGCGGCACUCAUUCUUCCCCCUCCCCCCCUUUCAUUCAUUCAUUUAUUUUACGUUCCCUCUUCCCGCGUCGACGUUGCUGCCAGCUCGUGUUCUGAUGUAGACAUCGCAAUGACAAGAGAAACAUGACAAGUGGGUAAAAAAAAGAAAGAUUGUUUUUAGUUAUGCAACUUUUUUUGUUUGUUUUCAAAUAUGUUAAUUUUCGC
Messenger RNA from Notodromas monacha, 1357 nucleotides. Lineage: Eukaryota; Metazoa; Arthropoda; Ostracoda; Podocopida; Cyprididae. The record is from the annotation of a GenBank genome assembly.